AUGAAGACUAGUACUCGAUUAAGAGCCUCUUCCUCUACUUCUUUCGCUCAUUCAUGGACAUACGAUGUCUUUAUAUGUUAUAGAGGCGCGGAUACACGCAAUGGUUUUACAGACCAUUUGCAUAGCAAUUUGCUUCAAAAGGGAAUCAAAACCUUCCUAGCUGAUGAGGUUAUGAGUAGAGGAGAGGAACUAACAUUGCCAAUGCUUUUCCAAGCUAUUGGAGAGUCCAGGAUUUCUAUCGUUGUUUUCUCUGAAAAUUUUGCUUCCUCGGAGUGGUGCUUGGAUGAACUCGGUGAGAUCAUGCAAUGUAAAGAAUCAAAGAAUCAAAUUGUUUGGCCAAUUUAUUACAAGGUGGAUCCUUUGGAUGUAAGAAACCAGCAAGGUAGUUUUGGUGAGGCACUUGUUAACCAUGAAUCCAAAUUCAAGGAUGACAUGGAGAAGGUGCUGAGGUGGAGAACAGCCCUUACAGAUGCAGCAAAUUUGCCUGGGUGGUAUUUCAGGGAGGGGCACGAGUCUAAAUUUAUUGAAAACAUUAUCGAAGAGAUUUCAGUACAAGUAUUAAAUCGUACCUAUUUGAAUGUGGCUAAGUAUCCUAUUGGAAUAGAGUCCCGUUCACGAGAUAUAUAUCAACUUUUAGGCGUUGGUGUAGAUGAUGUUCGCACGAUAGGUAUAUGUGGGAUUGCUGGAAUAGGCAAGUCAACAAUAGCCAAAGCAGUUUAUAAUUCAAUUGUCCAUAAGUUUGAAGUUGGCUAUUUUUUGGAGAAUAUUCAAGACAAUUCACCUACACAUGGAGGGCCAAUCCAACCACAAGAGAUUCUUCCAUAUGAGAUUUUAGGGGGAAAGCAGAUGGUGAUCACCAAUGUUGAUGAACGAAUCAGCAUGAUAAGGGAAAUGUUGAGACACAAAAGGGUUCUCUUGAUUCUUGAUGAUGUGAAUCAAAUGGACAAGUUAAGUAAAUUAAUUGGAGGCUCUGAAUGGUUGGGCUUGGGUAGUAGAAUUAUCAUGACAACAAGAGAUAAACAUCUACUAACUUCUCAUCAAGUUAACUUGAUAUACGAGGUUAAGGAAUUAGAUUUUGAUGAAGCAUUCGAGCUCUUUAGUUGGAAUGUUUUCCGAAGAAGUAAACCUCCGGAUGAUUUUGCCAAACUCACAAUUACAAUAGUAAACUAUGCUCAGGGGCUUCCAUUAGGUCUCAUAAUUUUAGGAUCACUUCUAUGUGGUAAAACUAUAGAUCAAUGGAACACAAUUUUCGAUGGUUAUAAAAGAGCACCUAACUUGAAGAUUCAAGAAAUUCUUAAAAUAAGUUAUAAUGCACUGGAAGACUCAGUCAAAGAAGUAUUUCUUGACAUUGCAUGUUUCUUAAAUGGUAAAGAUAAGAACUAUGUGAUAAAAAUGUUGGAUAGUUGCCACUUCGACCCGGAAUAUGGUAUUGAAGUACUCAGAGAAAAGUCUCUGAUAUAUAUUAAUGAAAAUCAUGUUCAGAUGAUUGACUUGUUAGAAGAAAUGGGCAAAGACAUAGUUCGUCAAGACUCUCUAUUAAAGCCUGUAAACCCUAGUAGAUUAUGGUUCUACAAGGAUGUUAACCAUGUUUUAACGGAAAACACUGAUACAAAUAGACUGAAUUCAUGGAAAGACAUCGUGAUCAAGAUGCCCAGACCAGAUGAUUUAUACUUGACUGCUAAAAGUUUCUCAAAGGCUACUUCAGCGGAUUGGGCCUUUUUACUCGUUGGUCUCUUCCUAGAGAUUUCUUCAGUAUUCGUUGACCAGGAAUCAUCUCCAAGUAAACCCUUGUAUGCUUUCUUUGGUAUGCUAUUAGCAAUUGCAGCUCUACUCACUUGCAUAUGUGAGCUCAUUCACAAGGGGAUGAGACCAUUGAACAAAAUGAUUAAGCAGAUUGCGAGAAAGCAAGAGAUGGUUCUUAAAGGAAAUGUUACUAAUGAAAGGAGUGAUAAGAGCUAA
Rosa chinensis is the source of this 1959-nucleotide messenger RNA. Its product is annotated as disease resistance protein RPV1-like. The record is from RefSeq and is a predicted model, not a curated record. Bases 1 to 1959 code for a protein of 652 amino acids. Gene Ontology annotation, biological process: defense response; signal transduction. The transcript has 6 exons. Lineage: Eukaryota; Viridiplantae; Streptophyta; Magnoliopsida; Rosales; Rosaceae. Gene Ontology annotation, molecular function: ADP binding; ATP hydrolysis activity.